GUUUUGUUUGGCUUUGCUCGCCCGGGAUGGGUGGGGGCGAGGGAGGCGGCAGGAGGGAAAGGGAGCGGAGCGAGAGUUGCUCGCCGGCGCUCCUGCAGCGAGGGAAGGACGGCGUCCUGUGGGCUCGCCCCUUCGCGCCCACCAGGAAAGCGGGCGCCUUUUUCGGGGAGACGCUGCCGAUGGAGCGCCCCGCGCCUCCCUCCCGGCAGCAGCGUUGGCGCCGCCUGUGCCCGCUCGCCUAGACGGGGGCCGUGCCUCUUCUAGGGUUAGGAUGGAGUAGCGGGCAGCGGUCGGCGUCGCUGGCUGGAGGCUGCCCGGCCACCUGGGGAUGCUUGGAGACGCCUAAGGCUGCCCCGACGGCCGCUCUCCCCUCAGAGGGCGCUGCGCUCGACCUCGUCUGUCAGCAUGGGCUCGCCCUGCCGCCGCCGCUGCUGCCGCGGAGGGACCCCUUGACGGCUUGCCUCUUCGUGGCCCUUUGCCUCCCCCCGGCAGAGGCGGGGAGGGGGCGUGCAGCUCUUGGCCCGGCUCUGCCGAGGGAAAAUGCUAGCCGGGGGGUUGCUGGCCGGUUUCUCCGUGCUCAGCCUGCUCACCUACGGCUAUCUGGCUUGGGACGCGGCUGGCGACCCCGAGAGCGCGGGCGCGACGGCCAAGUUGGAAGAAGGACCCGAAGCGGAGCCCGCCCCUCCUCCGCCACACCUCAUCUUCAUCCUGGCGGACGACCAGGGGUUCAGGGACGUGGGCUACCAUGGCUCGGAGAUCAGGACGCCCACCUUGGAUAAGUUGGCGGCGGAAGGGGUGAAGCUGGAGAACUACUACGUCCAGCCCAUGUGCACCCCGUCCAGGAGUCAGUUCAUCACGGGAAGGUAAGACGUUGGCGCUAGGGUUUUUUUUAGAGUUUAGAGGGUGGGUGUCAAUUUCAAUAACCCUUGAAAACUGAAAUUGGUGAGUGUCUGCGCCUGUCUUACCUCGCAAGAUGCCUCUUCUAAAAUCUCUCCUGCACAAGUAUGGUAAAUACAAACGGAGUUAUUGUGGCACAAGCUUUUGUGGACUAGGGUGUCUGAUGAAAUAGGUCUGUCGCCUUUAAAAGUGCCUGCAUGUGCUGUUGUAGACUUAGCACAGGUAUCCCCCUCCUGGAACAUCUGACAUUUAACUUUGCUUGGAAGUUUUGUCCUUAGCUGAGGUUUAGGAAAGUAGUGGGUUAAUGAGUGAACUAAAAUCAGAACUUGUGCUUUGUUAACUAAGCAUUUGGCAACUGAGAGCUACCCACUUCAUAAUAUUAUAACAGCUGAUUUGCAUGGAUAUACAGUGCAUAAAAGCCUCUUGUCACUCCAUUCAUGUGGAAGCUACCAGCAACUAGUGAACAUCAUUUGAGUUCUGUUUUUAUUAACACAGCUUGGGGGGGGUGUAGAAUCAGGAGCCUUGAGCCAGCAGGAGAGCCUCACCUGGAGAGUAAAACAGAAGUUCCAGGGGAAUGAAUGAAAGCUCAAGUUGUCCCAGUUUGUUGUCAUAUGCAAGUCCCCAUUCUUACUGCCAGAGACAAUCACUCAGACAGUUAUUGGCCAAUGCGAAAGAUGUCCAUUGAAACCUCAGUCCAAUGAGAAAGCCAAUUUGAGUUUAAAGCCAUAGUAAGCACUUUGGCAAGAACAUCUUAAAGAACUUAACCACAGCAUUGUUACACUGCUCAAUAUUGUCUGCAUCUUCAGCUGUUAAUGUUGUCAUAGCAUGAUGUGUCCGAGCGCAAAUUUUAAAAGGCUAUUUCUCCCGUUUCAUACCAUAUUAAUCCCAUUCACAAGCUUGUAUUUUAAAAGGCCAUAUCCUAGGAUCAAAAAUAUGCUAAUUGAAUCACUUGUUGACAUAUUGUAUUCCCAUAGUAUAAUUCCUCCUUGUAGAAAGUUAGAAAUGUGUUUUCAGUAUCACCAAAGCAGCUGAAAACAAACUUGUUAUUUAUGACACUUUAGAUGUGCAGUCCAUUUCACAAUCUUUAGCAUUCAUUCUGAUAACUGUGUACACUAGUUUCGCUAUUACUGUAGUUUUAUCAUUGCCCACUCAUCUUGGUUUUAAGCUUAGGGCUUCUAAGAUCAUGCCUGAUAUAGCUUCUGCUGAACAACAACGCUGGCCGUCAGCUUCUGCUGCUCAUAAUUAUGUGCAGUGUUAGGAUAACUCGCAACAGGUAAUGUAACAUACUUGAUCAUGAGAAGAGCAUGGAGUUCAUUUUUGGCCCUAAACUUUUUUUCCUAAGCGCAUAGGUCAGGAACCUGAAGUUAUGACGAUAGCACGUAUUCACAUCUAAGAUGCAAGUUUCCCCCCCUUGUCUGUUACUUUUAUUGUGGCUACCAUCAUUCUACGUAUAUUACAAAAAUUAUAAGACACGGGUGUACUCACAGAUAUGCAGUCUAAUAAAACAUGACAUAUGAAGGAACCUUUUCCUGUUGUGGACCAUUUCCAAGUAAAUUGUUCUCUUAUCCAUAAAUGAAACCUCCCACCUGGUGGCUGCUUCAGUAAUUACGUAUAUUUCAGGGCUGAAUCCACACAUUUGUGCACUGGGUGUGCAGGCAUGUCUGAAGCAGGGUGGGUACCAAAAUAUUAUUCCACUGAAAACGGAAAUGAUAUCUUUGUAUGCCUGUAUGUGUGGUGGCGUAUGAAGAAUCACAAAAGUUAGCAUGGAGCAUGAAUGCGGGCAGUGGGGAAGCACUCUCCUUUCACUCAUGUUAGUAUCAGCAAGGUUGUUUUAAUAAAAUGGAAACUGUUUUACUUCUGUUGGAACAGCUGGAAACAAAGUGAGAGCCAGAGUUAUGGAGCCACCAGUAAAUGCUCUGCAGAAAAGACCUACAGUUCACAGUCUGUUAGGCAGUCUGUUCAGGCUGCACGACAGUCAUUUGUUCAUCUGGCUAUGGAGUGUUUCUGUCCAGGUGAUGACCUGUCCCUGUUAAGUAUGGAACAACUGGAAGAUGACUCAGAACAGAACAAACCAAAUCCAAAGGAGCUUGGAUUACCAAUCUGGAUUGCCAACUAUAAAACACAUACUGUUUAAAUUAGGCAAGGAGUGAACUAAAACAAAUAGAUUGGGAGGAGGCUGAGGCUGCAGUUUUUUUAAGUGGAAUGUUGUGAAAAAUUAUUCUGAAAAUCCAGUUGCUGUAUUUUUUGAAGUGGUUUUAGGAAAACUAAGAUUUUUUUCAUGCACUUCCUUCUGAUUUUCUUUACAGUCUGCCAGACUGGCAUGAUGCAAACUUAUUUUCUUUGCCAUUUUACUUUCAGAGCAAGGGAUAGUCUACAACAAAAGUAACAAAAGUAAGAAAUAGAGUAAGGGUGUGACUGCAGAAGGGUUUGACCAGAGUGGAAUUAAGAGUACAUAAUAAAGUUAUUUCUCCUUUGUAUGAAUGCCAGAGAUGGAUUGUUGCAAUUCUCCAUUUCCUACUUCUGUAAUAUAAAUAAAUUCAUAUUAAAAUAGUGUGGGUUUUGCAUUAUGUGACUAUCUGGUCUACAGUAAGUUAAAUUCACACAUAAAAUAUUCAGCAAAAACUUGGUAAACUUGUAAUACAAUUGAUCUCAAGUUUAGAGGUUCCAGUUUUUGAGUUCCAGUUUUUGAGCUUUGGCCAACAUGUCCUUGCUGUUUAAAGAUGGCUCGUGCAUAGUAAACCCAGGAUGGUUGUCUCAGUUACCAAGAUUAUUAUGGAAGAUGGGGAACAAGGGAACAAGCAUGUGGUCUUAAAGGCGGUAAGUAUUUUAGAAAUUAGAAUUGGUGCCUUUAGACUUUGAAGGGAUCCAAUAUUUUUGUAAUGUGCUAAGAUCCAUCUGAACCUCACAGUUGGCUAAGGCCCUGAGGGAUAGUUCAGUCAGCAGAGCAUGAGACUCCUAAUCUAAGAGUUGUGGGUUCAAGCCCCACAUUGGGUGAAAGAUUCCUGCAUUGCAGGGGGUUGGACUAGAUGGUCCCUGUGUUCAAGAUCUACAGUUCUGUGCAAUCAUACACCAAACAUAUUAGUCAUCUUGAGGCUACAUGUAUGGCAGAGGUAAAGUGCAAACCCUGAAAAAGUAGAGUUGCAGCCUUUUCAUCAGAUGGUGUUGGUGUGCAGUAAACCGUUCCUAGGCCUAUAUGCAACUUGAAAUUCCUGGAACAGCUCUUGGACUCAGGAGCACUAUUAAGCUGCAGAACUUUGUCACUGCAGAACUUUGCCAUCAGUGACAAGAAACUGAUAAUAAUAAUCAGGGAUAAAGGUUCCUCUUCCCCAAGUUGUAAUUACUUCAGGGAUAUCCGGAUUCAACUUGAAUUCACUUGCUCACACAACCAUUUUCUGUUCAACACCAGAAGAAAUGAAUGCUGUGUGAAUCCUGGUUAAUGAAAAGGGAAGAUAAAAUAGCUACUCCACUCCACGUGGUGAAUUUCUGUCCUGGGCCGCUGAAGCUCAACUGAGAACAUUUAUUUUUCUGAAUAUUCCAAAAUUGCAAGCAUGUCCCCCUUUAUCUUUUCCACCCUCCAGCUCCAGACCAAACCGAUCCAGCUUCUUUAGCCUUCUCUCAAAUGAUGUUAUAGACUCUUUCCCAUGGCAUGUAUGUAAUUAAAGCAAAUUAAAACAAUGUAAAAAAAAUGUUUCUGGAAUAAAACAAAAUGGUCUUGUGUGGCAAAGUUGUCAGAAGGCAUUGUGUGCCAUGGAAAACAAGCAUUUAUGAGAGCCAUAAAAGAUUUAAUAAGAAAGCUAACUUCAGUAUUUUAUAUGAUCUGUCCCACAUGUCUAUGCACGUGUUUGGAGAGUGAUCGUAUUUCAUAUUUUUAUUUAUUAUUAUUAAUACUAAGUUUCAUAUAGAACAUAAAACUGAGUUCUCCUGAUUAGUGGUUGGAUGUAUUUUCAGCUGAGUAAAUGGGAACAUUCAGAGACCAUAGAACUAUGCUUCCUGGAUUACAUUAUUAUCAUUAAUAAUGAUGAUGAUAAAUUUAUUACCUUUCCCUCAACAGCAGGUCCCAGGGUGAAUUUAAAAUUCAGAUUUAAAGACAGUUAAAACAAAUUGCAGUCACAGGUAUAGAAAUAAGAAUACUGAAAAUGUUAUUAUAUUUAGAAGAAAAGCAUUAAUAAAACUAGCCCAGAUAUAUCACUAGAUUUCUUGUAUGGUGUAAUGCAGGGGACAGCAAACUUUUUCAGGAGGGGGCCGGUCCAUUGUCCCUCAGCCCUUGUGGGGGACCGGACCCACCCUUUCCCGAAAGGACUCCCUGCUGCCACUCAUCGUCAUUGUCCUUGGCCAGGGGUCUGUGGGGCGCAGAGCCCAUGCCGCUGGCCUGGGUAGUGGAGGCAGCCCCUCCCCGCCACCGCCACUUCCUCCUGCUCGGCUCUUUGCCAUACGCGGUCACCUCAGGGGGAAGGAAGGGGUGUUGCCCAGAGGCGUCCACGGCUUCGGAUUGGCUCCAGGAGUUUCCUGCAGCCAAUCCAAAGCCGUGCCAGCGUUGUCGCCUGCCCAGAGGCGUCCACAGCUUUAGAUUGGCUGUUGGAACAUUCUUGUAAAGUUAGUAGGAUGCCCUAAACCUGUGCCUUGUUCAAAAGCCCCUCACAAUGCCAACGUUCCAUCAGGGGAUAGAAAGGUAUUAUUGGGCUGAAAUUAGGAGCAUGCUUUUACCCAGCCACCCAUGAAUGGCGUAUCUUAAAUAUCCCUCUGGUUAUGCAUCUUGGCAGUUGCCUACACUGUAAUCUGAUAUGUGGGCCUUCCACCUCCAGCCCUAGUAUGUGGAAUAUAUUCCAGUUCCAUACUUUGCUUCGAGCUGCACUUGAGUAAUGCAUUUUGUUAUAAUUGUUAAAAAUUAUAGCUGUACACUUCCUUGACAUUCCCAAGGAGCUCACUCUUGAUUUAUUUGGAGGAUGAUUUUCUUUAUUCGGGAUGAUUUAAAUGAACCACAUAUCUUUAUUUGGCUGCACUGUACUACUGUAUUUCCAUGUUGACACAAUUUGAACUAUAUCUGUUCACAGCAAGUGGCUCACAAUUCUCUUCAUUUCUUUCAAAUGACAAAUGUAACAUACAUGUAAAUAGGGGAGAUCUUGAAGUUAUAAUACAGUUGGACAGCUUUUGAUGAAGUCCCAUGGCAAAGAUACCAGAGAAAAAUGGAAUAAGAGGACACAUUCUCCGAUAGGGAAUGUUUUUUGUUUGAUUGGUUUUUUUAAAGGAAGCAGAAUAUAGGGAUAAACGAACAGGUUUCAUAAUGGAAAUCUGUGCUGGAACUGGUGUUCGUAUUUACUGUGUUCAUAAAUACUUUGAGGUCAAGGUCAGCAAUGAUGUGGACAAAUGUGCAGGUGCCACCAAAGUAUUCAGGAUGGUGAAAUCCAAAGCAUAAUGUGAAAAGCUGCAGUACAGUGAGUCUAAACUCUUGGCAAGUGCAGCAAAACAGCAGACAAGGUCCAUUGUUAGAAAAUGUAAAAUGACACACAGUGGGACAAAAUCAACAAACAGUACCGCCUAGAAGCUUAUGGGAUUCAAUUGGUGCCCACGAGUGAUAUUAGGAUAAUGAUAGGUGGCUUACUACAAACAUUUAUGGCAGUAGCUAGAACAUAGGAUGGUGGUAACAGGGAGCAAAUUACACUCUUCUCUUGCCCCAGCCUGGUGGGAUUUUACAGCAUGGCAGGGCCAGUGCUACAGCUAUAGCUCUGCUACAAUGGCAGCUGGGGCCACAGGCAGUGACCAGUAGUUGGCCAACAGAGUCCAGUAGGGCUGGCAGAGGAACACCACUGCCCCAUCUAGCGCUCCCCACAAUCCCUAUGCAAAGGAUUGCUCUGCUAGUGUUUUGCAACAGUAAAAGAGGGAAAGAGGCAGAUUUAAAUAUUUUAAGGUAAGAAAGCAAAGUUCACAUCCUGUUUAAAAGGACAAUUUUGAAUUAAGCAAAACAAGAAAAGCUCUGAUGGUGUUUCCUGCUUGGCAGGGGGUUGGACUCGAUGGCCCUUGUGGUCUCUUCCAGCUCUAUGAUUCUAUGAUUCUAUGAUUCUAAGUGCUUUGAAUAUUUAAUUUAAUAAUGUAUCCUAAACUUGUGGGGUAUUUGUAUCGUAUUUGCUGCUAAAAAUAAAGUUGUGAAUAUUGUGUAGGAAUACAUUAGCCCAAACUCCUUAACAAUUAUGAAGUAAGUAAGUAAGUAGGUGUUAGACAAAUAUGUCAUUUUUAUGCUGCAUAAUAUUACAAUUUAAGGAGAUGAUAAAUAUUCCAGAUUAUAUUACUUGGCAGUGUUGCCUUUCUUCUUCCGGAUGAAAUUUCAUUUUAUGUCAUUUGGCAGAACUCAUUUGGUCCCACCAGGACUCCAUAAAAGUGCAUCAAGAGCCUGGGGUGCUUAUUUAUUCCAAGUCUGCACCCAUAUGACACUGUUCUAAAACAGCAAAUGAAUAUAUUUCCCAUUUAUUAGCAGAGCUGUUGGCGGUUUGUGACAGUACUCCUUCUGCAUCAAAUCAGAGGUCCGUCUAGCUCAGUUAGCCUGUCCUAAAUCAUAGUCUGAUUCAGCUUUUCAAGGGCGCCUAUAAUAACACUUAACACUGCUAGAAAUUUUUUUCCCAGUUUCUUCCAUUUGUCUCUGGCAAAGUUUGUAGACUCAGUGAUACACAAAAUAUUUAGGAAUCUGAAGAAUUCUAUGUUAGUGUUCUGACUUGCAUGCAUUUCUCAUAAGCAGGAGUGGAAUCCCGUGAGGUCUAGUGGUCAGCAUCUUAGCAGCUUUCUUCAUUGCCCCUAUAACACAGAAAAUUCUCCUGGAUAACAUCAGAAAUAUCCGCUCAUCUGGAGACUCGGGGGCGGUGGCAUCUGCUGCAUGGUGUGGCCCUGGCUACUCCAUGUGGGGGGACCACCAUCUUCCCACGUGGCUGGAGAAGAGGAGGGUCAUUUGGCACCACCCUCCUCCGGUUGCUCUGGAUCACUGGAGUGGGCGGGCACUGGCCUGCAAACCAAUUAGGCACAGGGCCGUAGGGAUGGACUGGACCCAUUCCUACUGUACUGUAUUUAGAUGGCUCACCCCUGAUUUUUGCUGCUGUUGUUCCACUUGUAUUCUUAACUGGCAGGCUUUGGGUUUGAAGUCUGGUUUCCCACACACCCCACUCAACCUUUUCAGUGCCAGGCUGUACAAAAGUAAUUCUCCUGUGAAAAGUUACCAAGUUAAAAACAAUAUUUUCUUAUUCCACUAAUCUGCUUCAAGUGUUUGAUGAGUCAUCUCUACUCAUCAUAGUAACAAAGAAAAGCCCAAAACAAACUAGCUGACUUCUUCCAUGGGAAUAACGUAGCAAAGCAAGAAAAAUGAUUUGUUUUUCUAUAUCUGAUGGAAACCACUGAAUGUAAAGAAGGGGUCAGUCAAAUCAGUACUUUAUGGUGCUGAAGGUUAUAAACUAAAAUUGAGCUGAAGGACAAUUCAUACAUUUCCCCACCCCCCCUCUAAGAUUAUGCAGAUACAAGAGUCCACUGGAAUUUCCAACAACCUUAAAAAUCAUUUAAAAAGUGAAGCAGCUACACCACAAGACAGAAUAAUUCAGACAUGACACAUAACUAGUACUGUAAGGGUGGAAAUGCACAUUCCCAUCACCAUGGCAGUACUGAUGGAAGUGCACAUGUCUUCAUUCAAACUCUGGCAGCACAGAUGAGGGUUCCAUUGGGUUCUUUGCAUCUGGAUGCAUGGCUGGUGCACAUCCAGACAUGAAUCUGCAUCCAAUCUGCACAGCUCCCAGUCCACCAAAGGAAUCUGCUGAUGGAAGUUUGAUUGAGUGCAACAGCUGAUACAGUAUCCAUGUGUUAUCACUUCAUGCAUUACAUACUUUUUCCAGGUUAGCAGAAGCACAAAGACCGCGCAGAUCAGGAAAAUAAAGAACCAAAUUAGGUAUAUGUUUCAGGUAGGAUUGGUUUUAGCUGAACAUAAAAGCAAAAGGAAGAGCUGAUUUGUAAGCAGGUAUCAGAAGACAAAGGCCCCAUCUGCACUAUACAUUUAAAGCAGUAUCAUAGAAUCAUAGAUUUUUGGAGUUGGAAGGGACCAAAUGUCAUCCAGUCCAACUCCCUGCAAUGCAGGAAUCUCAACUAAAGCAUCCAUGACAGAUGACCACUCAACCUAUGCUUAAAACCUCAAAGGAAGGAGAGUCCACCACACUCUGAGGGAGUCUGUUCCAUUGUCAAACAGCUCUUACCACCAGGAGGUUCUUCCUGAUGUUUAGUCAGAAUCUCCUUUCAUGUAACUUUAAUCCAUUGGUUUGAAUCCUACUCCCCGGAGCAGGAGGGAACAAGCUUGCUGCAUGCGACAGUCCUUUAUUUAUUUCAAAAUGGCUAUCAUCUCUCUUCUCAGUCUCCUCUUUUCCAGGCUAAACAUAACCAGUCCCUCAGCUGUUCCUUAUAAGGCUUGAUUUCCAGACCCUUUAUCAUCUUGGUUGCCUUCCUCUGCACGUUCUCCAGCUUGUCAAUAUCCUUCUUAAAUUGUGGUGCCCAGAACUGGACAUAGUAUUCCAGGUGUGGUCUGAGCAAGGUAGAAUAGAGUGGUGCUUUUUUUGAUGCUACACCACACUGUUCAUAUUCUUGCAACACCUAACACAGCCCAACACAGCUAUAUUUAUAUUCAGGAGUGGCCUGAGGUGUUUCGGCACCUGACAUGAAAUGCCCUGCUGUUGCCCCUGUGAUAGGAGUGCAAACUCAAUAGGGAGUCUUACCUGCCGGGAAGUGGGUGGGAAGAUCUUUUCUGGGUCCUCACACUUGCCAGUGGGGCUUUGCAUUGGCUAUUCCCUUCAGCAGAAUCCAAUGCAAAGUCCCAACACACCAUGGGGUGGGAGGAGCAGGGGAGAUCUCUCCCCCCCCCCCAAGCAGCAAAGCUGGGUGACAGAAUACCUCCCCUCUCGCUGACUCGGCAGGAGGGGGGGCAUUCCCCAGAGCUUUGCCACCAGUCCCUCUCUGCCCCUAGAGUUUGGCGAGACUGGCAGCAGAGCUGGGUGGUAGAACCGGCAUUCCACCCCUGGGAGGAUGCUGCUUGAGGCAGCCACGUCACCCAGCCUCAUGGGUGGACCGGCUCUGUUUAUAUGGGAAUGGGACAAAUUAUUCAGAACAUGCUGACUUUGUACAGUGAAUCUCUUCUAUAAGUUUCCAUUGUUUCUUUCCUCUAAGUUCAGUUAAAAAGGUGGCAGAAAGAAAGGGGCACCUUCUGCUAUCUUUAAUAAACCUUGAAAUAUGCAAUUACCCCAAAACACCUGGAAAAUGUUCAGUGGUAUCUAAUCAAAUAAAUAUUGAGAGUGGGGAUAUAAAAAUUAAUCUGUCUUAUGGGGCUGCACUGCCAGAUGAGGUUACCCAGUUGGGUUCACCUUUUCUUCAAAUCAAUCCAUGCUUGCCUGAUUUACUACAAGUCCUGGAAUUCACUUCUUUGGUUACUGCAAGCUUGUCUCCGCCAUAAAAGUGUAAUCCAGUACCCGUUGCUCUGCAACUUGAUAUGAGAUGAGAAUGAGGUGUUUCUAGGGAAGCAGAUGUUUGAUUCACAUGUAUAGAAUCCUAGAUCCAAAUCUUUCUAAACAAUGGGUAGAUUUGUUGAACUUGGCUUGUUCGACAUGGCCAGGGUUCCAUUAAGCAGGGUGGAACAUGUCAAUUUGACGGCAAGGUAGCCAUUUGAGCAUACCAUGGAACUCCUUUGUGUAACAAUCCCUGCACUUGUGUGUUUGCUGCUGUUAAAAAAAAAACACCCUAUACCCUGCAGUACGGAAGAGAAAAAAGUGUGUGUGUUAGGAUAUGAGCCAACAAUACUGAGCCUUUAGGAUAAAGUCUUUCUGGAAUGUAUUACUUUAUUUCCAUUAGUAUUUCACACUUUCCCAAAGGCCCAAGGCAAGCCAUAAGAUGUGUUAAACACAAGUACAGCAUACUAAUAGAAAACAUAAAAACCAAUGACUUAUAAUAACCUGAUCCUUGCUUAGCCUGUAUAAGUGGCGGCACUGCAGGAAAUGGGGGAGGGAAAAUAUAGGACAAAAUAGGUUGUGGGGGUAAGCUCUGUUUUACAUGUAUUAAUAAAGCUCUUGGAGGGGAAGACAGUAAACUCAUCUGCUUGUUCAGCACCUGUACUUUGAAUGCUGUCCAGCUUUUGGUGGAUUGUGCGAGUAAUUAGGAGGUAUGCAUCCUCCACGCUUCUUCUGCUACUGUCUUAAGGCACAGGUGAAACUCUGUGCUCUAACAGAAGAACAGAAGAUCUGGCCCAAAGGCCUAUCUCGUCCCACAGUGGCCAACCAGAUGCCUGUGGGAAGCCCUCAAUAGGAUAGGAGUGCAUUAAACCUUUCAUUCUGCUGUUCCUCUGCAGCUGGUAUUCAGAGACAUACUGCCUCUGAUCCAUUAAUUUGUCUAAACAGCUUUGGAAUCUACCAGGGUUUGUGGACAUUACUACUAUAUCUUGUGGUAGUGAAUUGCGUGAUUUAGCUAUGCACUGUGUGAAGAAGCACAUCCUUCCCACCUGAAUCUUCCACUGUUCAGCUUCUUUGGGUGACCUCCAGUCCUAUUAUUCUUGAGAGAGGGAGAAAAAGUUCUCACUGUCCACUUUUUCAAUGUCUUGCAUCAGUUUAUAAACUUCUGUCACGUUUCCCUUUACUUUACUUUCCCCCCUUAAAAUUAAAAAUCCCCAAGCAUUGUAACCUUCCUUUAUGGCGGAGUUGCCCCCUGAAAAAAAUUGGACUUCUAGUUCUCUGACAGUGUUGGUUUGCCUUUUUUGAGAUGUCUAGACCAAAAUUGUACACGGUAAUGCACGGCCUUUGAAGAGCGAGUUAAUCUUCAAGAAUGGGAAAAUUCUCAGGACAUAAAGGAAGGUGGGACUAUGGGCUUGCCAUUAAAGAUGAGGUGGUUGAGGAUUUCUUCUCCAACUCCUUUUAAAAUAGAAUAUCUCUAUCAUCUCUAUCUCUAUCUCUAUCAUCUCUGUUUCUAUCUAUCUCUAUCUCUAUCUGAACUGCCCUCAGCAACCUAGUGACAUUCCCUUUUCAUUUAGGAUAAAAUGCCCUAUGGAAGCAACACUCCAUCGUGAUUUAGCAUUGCUUCAAGGGCAGUGGUGUUGGGGUUUUUUGCAGGCUGGGGUGGGAUAGGAAAAUAGCUUCCUCCAUUUCCCAAUAGGUAUGUGGAUUUCAUUACAGACAUUCUGGUUUAAUAUUGUGCAUUGAGAAGGGAGAAGGAAAGGUGCAGUGGAUGAAUGUCAUGUACAAGCCAUCGGCUGGGACUGGUGGGAACUGGAGUCUGAAGAACAUUAUGGAGGGCACCAUGUUGACUAGUCUCUUAAUGAUGGCUAUUAUAACAUUGAUGGCAUUUCACAGGUUAUGGGGUAGAUGAUUUUGUAGUGGGAGCUCCAGCUCCUUCCACUUCUAUUGCUGCCACUUUCAGACUUGCCCCCUGAAUCCACCCUGUUGCUACUGUUUAUCUGUCACUUUAGCAAAGAGUCCUAAUUUUCUUUUGUUGUUUUUGAAUGUUGGUAUUGCUCCACCUUGGGCAAUUUGGUGGGGAGGCAGCAUCUAAGAUAGACAGGGAGUUUAAAGGCUCCGUGUAGCCUAGCACUGCAGAUUGGCAUGUAUGACACGUUGAAUUUAACAAGCUAAUUUGAUCCUGUUUUCCUUAGGAGCUGUUUAAUUUGUGGUCUGCAUAUUUCUUAAUCUGUGGCUAUUCCAGAGGAAAAAUUGCACCUAUUACUGCACUGCAAAGCUAUCUGUGACAGUUGGUGCUGAUAUAAUACCAGCCAGGGAACAGUGGAAUUAAAGCAUUUCAAAUAUGCCUAGUGCUGUUUGCUUAUCAGCUGCUAAUACCAGGCAUAAAAUUAUGUAGGUUAUGUUGAGCCAAACUAAAAUGAUUUCCUUAUAUAAACUGUUUUUAUUACCAAAUUAAUCUUUUGGGCACUUUCAACUUAUAAAAUCCAACUUUUAAGUCUCCUCACAUUACUGGAAAGCCAUAGAGGCAGACAUUUUGUUGCCCGGGACAAGGUGCAUGGUACCCUUUACCAGACACAUUUUUGGGGCAUCUGAGGCUGAAAACCCCACAAGUACUUCUUUCCCCUCUACUCCCUGGUAGUAAAAAUACUACAACAAUAAAUUAAAUAGCUAACCAUUUUUUGCCCUUUCAUGACACCCAAAUUAUCUGCUUGAGGUGGCCUCCCAUUCUACCUAAUAGUAGGGCUGGCGCUGCAAGGGGGGCAAAUAUGCUCACAGUUACACCAAGUGUGAUCACAAAUCACUUUCUGCCAAAUAGUUACAGAGCGAUCCUGUAGAUCGCAGGAGGCAUUCUGUUGUACAAGUAGGAUUAUGUGGUUUGUGGAAUAAACUACAUAUUUCCUGCUUCAACAAACAGCCGAUAAUUGGAAGCAUGAUUUUGCCCUGCGAUAAGCAGUACUGGGUGCAAAAUAGUCAUAUAUGGGGUGAUGUUGAAAAUCACUUGUUGGGGGGAUUUAAGCAACCCACUCUCUCCCAGCUUCAGCCCCUCAUUCCCAAUAUGCAAUAAGGGGAAUAAUACUGCUGAUUUAUCUUUCACCAUUGGUCUGAUCCAGCAGGCUAUUCUCCUGUUCUUAAUGGUGUGGAACCUGUAGCCUUCCAUAUAUUGUCAGACUCCAGCUCCCAUCAACCCCAACCAGUCUGCCUGGCCAAUGGCUGGGGAUGAUGGGAAUUGAACUCAGCAACAUAAGAGGGACAUACAGGUUUUUUGUCCCACCCUUACAGGGUUGUUGUAGGAAUUGCAACUACAUAAUGCAUUUGAAGUGCUUUUAAUGAUAUACAAAUACCACUGCAAGAUCAAGUACCUGGUAAUAAAAUUACCAUGCAUUGCAGAUGUACCAAAUAAUACUGUGGCCCAAGAUUUUCUAAGUUAGAAGAAAACAACAACAUUGUGUAUAGUUUAUGGAUUGUAAAUUUAAAGAUCACGUUACAGACUAUUAAAAUAUUAUGAUAGAUAUAAAAUGACAUGCUUCAGAACUUAAUGCAGCAAGUACCGGUAGUUUAUGGACUGUAGGAGAAGGAAAUUUCAUAAGAAUCUCUGCAAAUUUUGCUGGCCCUGCUAAUCUAAAUCUCCUGGGAAAGGGAAGGCAGUCCUGUUUGGAGCUGGAACUAUAUUUUUAAGGGGGGGUUCACUGCAUAAAAAUACAAAAUAAAAACCCAAAAUACUUAAUAAAAACAAGACAAACCAACAAUGCCGCCCCCUGAAAAACACACAUUUAAAAUGACAUAGAAUGUUAAAUCAGCCAAAGGCCUGGUUGAAGAAGAACAUUUUUGCCUGGCGCCUAAAGGUGUAUAAUGAUGAACCUCCCUGGGGAGAGCGUUCCACAAAUGGGGAGCCACUGCAGAAAAGACUUGUUCUUGUAUUGCUGCCCUCUGGACCUCUCAUGCAGAAGUCGCAUGAAAAAGACCCAUCCUAAUAGAUCCCCCACCUCUACAGAGGGGAAAAGAUGCUGAAAGCAUAAAUCUCAACAGGACAUGAUCUGACUAUGACAAGGGGUAGACUACAAACAGUGGAAUUCCCAGCAAGAAAUUGAUGCUACACAUGCUCUGCACAGCAUCAGGGACUUAGAGUCUCUGUCUACAAUGGGCUCGGACUGUCUAGAAGAAAAAUUUGUUGGUCUUCAGGAAGGAAGAGUAUGCAAAGACAGGCACUUCUCAAGCACUCUUGAGGCUUGCAAGUGCUUGUUGGAAUGCAUGCAAAGCUUCAAGCCCUUUCAGGAUGAAAGGGAUGGCAAUGGCCCAUCCCCAUUACAACCUGGCAGAGAGAACUCUUGGAAAACAAAUAAGGUUUCCCCUCCUUAUGCAGUCAGCAUGAAAGCUCAUAAUAAUCAAGUCUACUUAACAUCUGAGCCAAGGUUAGUUUGACCUCCACUAGCUUUUGGAGCAAUUGACUCCUGCCUCUCUGUAAAGAUGCUUAGGUAAUUUCAAAGAAGCUCAGUAAAAGGAAUUAUAGGCCACAGAUACUGCACCCAUGUGGAUGGCAAGAUCUGGGAUGUGCAAGGGCAAAAAAGGACAGGGGUAGAACAUUGUAUUGCAAAAUAGCCACUCUUUGUGGAUGGUGCACAACAGUGUUUUAAACACCUUUUCUUCUGCAAAGUGUGUUGAUUUAGUUAGGUGAAUCACCCAAAUUCUCUUGUGUUAGGUAAAGGUAAAGGGACCCCUGACUGUUAAGUCCAGUCGCGGAUGACUCUGGGGUUGCGGCGCUCAUCUCGCUUUAUUGGCCGAGGGAGCCGGCGUACAGUUUCUGGGUCAUGUGGCCAGCAUGACUAAGCCGCUCCUGGCAAGCCAGAGCAGUUCACUGAAACACCGUUUACCUUCCCACCGGAGCGAUACCUAUUUAUCUACUUGCACUUUGACGUGCUUUCGAACUGCUAGGUUAGCAGGAUCAGGGACCAGGCACGGGAGCUCACCCCGUCGCAGGGAUUUGAACCGCCGACCUUCUGAUCGGCAAGUCCUAAGUUUUCACUGACCAGUCUUAUGUCAAAGUGGUGCUUCUACAUGGUAGUUUGUUGCAGAAUUGAUGUUGGCACUGCAACAGCAAGGAUCACUCUGUGUCUUAAUUAAAGGCUAAUUCUGUUAUCGAUAAGUCAGCUAACAAAGAGGGAGGUGGUCUUGUUUAGCAACCAGGCAUAACGUUGUGCUCUCUACUGAGGUAGCAUGUUUUCUAAUUGGCUGUGUAGUUCUGAGAUAUUUUUUCCUCUACACGUUUCAUUGAAUAUCUCUCUACGAGGCCUGAACUAAAAAGACAAAGCCUCUUCGUUGCUUUCCCCUCAAAUUAUGCACCGUUUUAAUUCAGCUUGCUCAGUAAAGUGUUAUCAGGUCUUUUCUCUCUCUCUGGACUCCAUUUGUGUUAAUUAGGUGACUCUGCUAGCACUUGGUAUUGCUUAUGUAUGCAGUUUUUCCACAGGAUCCACACAAUGUUUUAAUCAAAAUGGCAUCCCUUUCCCUCCUUCGCUGCCUGGAUAUAAUACAGAUUUACCAUUUCUAUGGGGUCUUUUUUCCUUACCAAAUUUUCCAUGGAAGCAAUAUAUCCUAACUGAAUGGAAAAAUAAUACGAGACAGCAUUUUGAUUAUGGUGGCAUCAUGUGGACAAGUUCGCAAUAAACCCAAGGAGCCUCAUUCCCACGUUAUACUGACUUGUUGAUAUUUCUAUCAUAGAGUCAUGGGCAGAGCCAUGGAGAAGCAGCUCCCACUCAGAAAUAACAGCUGAAAGCAAGAAAUAAUCUAUUACAUUUUGGAAGAGAGUGCACUGUUUUAUAAGAAAUUUGUCAUUAAAUAUGGGGCAGGAACACAGUUGUUUUCCCCCCUUUUUUGCAUUUUGCACAAAGUUAUAUAGAUAUUUUGUUUUAUCUCUAUAAUUCGUAGCCUACCAUCGUAACGCUAUUCAGUGAUGGCUUCAGGUGAUGAUUCCUUUUAGAUCACACCAGGCCUUUAAACACUGUUUAUAAAGCAACUGGAAGAGACUGCCAUAAUUGGAAAGAGUUUGACCUUGUGUUUCUGAGAAGUCAUAUAAGCACAUUCCUCAGGAGCUAUGUAGGAGGAAGCAUUUUGUCUGGGAACAGCGAAAGAGUUUACGCAAGCAAGAUACUGCUCUUUGAAAAACUGAGUUCUUUUGUGUGGCAUCCCUUUCUCACCAUGAUAAUGAACCAUUUUUAGAGGUGCUCUUCAUUUCAGCAAGCAACAUGCUCUGUGAUUCCUACCUGUUCACAUAUGUUCUUUUGUUUCCAGAGGCAUUUUCGUGUUGUAGAUUUCCUUCACCAUCUCAUGAACACAUGCUAAAAGUCAUGCAUACAUUUUAAAAUGUUCUUAGGGAACAUUUUGUACUUUACACCGGUAUUAUCAUGCCAAAAAUACAUAUAAGCACAAUUCAUCACUAUGAAAGGGAAUGUGUCACAGAUAUCCCCCCUCCCCCAAUAGAAAGCAAAACAGUAUUCAUCUUUAUCAGAGAUCUUGAAUUUGAGAAUUCAAACAGACGUCUGGUCAAGUCAAAUGUUCAUUAUCAACAGAGGUGAGUUGGGGAAGGCAGAUGGGCAGAGGAGAUACAUAAAAGUCAAAGUCACAUUCCAUAUCCAGUUUAGAAAGUAACAUCAGAUCUGGCACUGUGUUUAGGAGAAGAGUUUUUAUAGGUAUAUUUCUGUCAUAUUUUAAAAAGGCAUUCAGGUUCCUCUAAUUUAGCUGUUAGAUUAGGAAUGCAGAUGGAACUUUCCUGCCUUGUGAAGAUGCAAAGUCCUCUGCUGUUGCCACAUGAAAUUUACCACAUGAUUGGAAGAAUGGGAUUCAGGAGCUUAAUUAUACACCUUCUGCUAGCCAGACAAGAUAUGAAAUGCAGAGAUAAAGGUCUGGAAACCUUAUGGAGGGCACCUAUCAGGAAAGGCCUUUGAAUCUAUGUCUACUUAUCAAAAAAUACUUUAUUUAGAAUAGAGUACUUACAUCUCACUUCAUAGCCUUCAAAGGCUCCAAGUGGCUUACUAAAUAUUUGCACAGUACAAGUUAUUGUAUUACCAUCAUAUUUUAAUACAAAUCCAGGUGCAUUUUUCCUAGAAGAACAAACUAGAAGACAACCUUUUCAAUUUAUGAACUUGAUUACGAUGGGGAGGGGAUACCUGUGGAUUAAGUUGGACAAACUUGUUUCAGUCAGCAGAAAAAGAAAGAAAACCACUUAAAACACCAGUAAAAGGACAUAUAGCAUGCAUGUUAUAUACUGUAUGUAAGGAAGGGUCUGUUGUGAAGUCGGCGGUAAAAACCACAAAUCUAUGAUUACCCAGGCUAGGAAUCAAAGGAAAGCACUCAAGAAGUUUAGCAACAUUCUAAAAUUGCUCAUGUUUUUAAGUGACGUUUGUUCCUUUUUCCACUGUAAAGUUGUUUAGGCUUAAACAAGCUCAACUAACUGAGCCCAUAGUAACCUCUUCCAGCCAUAAUAAAUCCCCUAAACUGAAAAUCUCUGGCUUUAGCUUGCUUUAGCUCAGCCCUUCCUAUUUGCUUGUUGAAUGACUGUUCUGGUUAUUCGGCAAGCGCCAUAAGAAAUGCGGACUCACGUUGCACCAGAUCUUUAUAGUCCACAGCAGUAGCGCUGCUGGCUGUCUCUAGAUUGCUUGCCGUGCUCCAUCUCUGACUUCUCCCUGUCAGAGGCCUGAUUUAACUGGCCUUCUUUCUUAUGUGCUUCCCUGACCUGGAGGGCUAGAACUGUGUCCAGUAGACUGCCUGUAGUUCCAGUCUUGGCUUGUUUCAGCAUAUGUUCUUUGGUGCAUCGUUCUACAGAAACCAUUGGAUGGGCCUAGGGACUCUAGUUUGAUUAGCUUUAGGCUUUCUUCCUGGCUUUAGCUCCAGAGUUGUCUUGUCAGCAUGGUCCUGACAGCCCUCAAGUGGCAGAUCUCAACUGUAAGCCUUUGUCAGCAGACACAGCGCAAUAUCUGCAUGGUAGAUCUGUCUUAAUGCUGCUUUAUCUCAACAGUGCCAAGUAUGGCAUUUGCUGUUCUGUUCUUCAGUGUGAGCCAUGGAGUUGGAUGUCUUUUUGCUGCUUCUUGGGUUUUUUUGUGUGGGAUUACUCUUUGUUGACUCUAGAAGAUAUAAUGAAUCUGCAAUAACACAAGAGACACAACCCUGGAAGGAGAAAGCCUAGAUUCAUCCUGUGGAUCACAGAAGUAUAAUUCACAAAAUAUUUAUGUACUGCUGUAUAAAUAAAGGGGGAAGUGGAAGCUUAUGAGACUUAGCGGAAAACUGACAUGUCAGCAUCAAAUGUUCCCAUAACCAAAUUCAGUAUACAUUUUUCAAGAACAAGGAUGUCUGAUUCUUUCCCCCUCCUUAUACCCUUAAACUUAUUUCGAAAUACACUAUAUUUCUCAAUAUACUAAUGACAACACAUCCCUUUGGAACUGCUUACUUGUCCCUACACCAUAGCAACUGGUGUAAAUGAAACCAAUGUGGUACCUGAUGUUUCCUGCAUCUGAUGCAGUCGAUAAAUGGUAACAAAGGCAAGGCAGCUAUUGGCAGCCCAUCUUCUAGCAUUCUUAAAUAUCUCUGGACCCCAACUAGGCAAUUACUGAAAUAAUAAAAUGUUCAAAGGUCAUGAAAAGAAGAGAAGGCCUUUUAUUUCACAUCAGGUAUACAGUGACCCCUAAUCAGUGUGCUGUGUCAUCACUUCUAAAUUAAUUUGAUGAGAAUUUACAUUCCGCAUUGCAUAAAUCUGUUUGAAUGCCUAAGAGGUAUACUAAAAAAAAUAAAAAAUGUCAGGCAGAGCCAAAUGCCAAUGUGCUCUCUUAAAUACCCCAGCAACAACAGAGAAGUAGGCUUUUUUAAUAAAGGACACCUGGAAAAAUCUGGAAAGGGAAGGUUAAUUGAUGGUCAGUUGAAUUCAUUGCAACUAGGUUGUCUUGUAUUCCUUUGAUGUUUCUGGGAUCCCCAACUGUUGCUUGCUGAAGGUGCUUGCUUUUCAGCCAGAAAGACUUGCAUUGAGUUUAGUUAAAAGCUGUUAAGUGAUAUAUUGGCGAGGGCUUUGGGUUGCAGUUUAUGUUCUCAGUGAGCCUGAGUUGGAUAGCUGGAACUAAAAAUUGUACAAAUUGUGACUGACCCUAAGAUUGGUUAAUCUGCCUGGGUGUUUUCAUCUUUUAAAGCAGCAGUUGCUCCCAUUUUUCUAUCUAUCUCUCCCAGCUACUAAAAUAUAAAACUUAGUUUCCAGAAUGUUUGCAGCUCAAGGCAAUGAAUCUGAAAGGACUUUCCAAAUCACUUGUUCUGUCAGUCUAGCCCCUGAAAAAUUUGGACUGUUCAUUCCUUGACUUUGUUUGAAAUGAGCACCACUGUGGGCCAUCCUGUAGGUAAAUUAAUUGAUAAUGGAUGGAGUAGCGCGUUUUCUGAGAAUUGGCUCCUAAGACUACCCAAUGAAACUUAUAAUAUUGUACCUCCUGACUAGCAGCCUACCUUUUGUUACGAAGCACUCUGCCCCUCCCCGAGCCCUAACCUUACCACCCUAUUCCUUGGGUAUCUUGUUCGCUCAGGAAACCAAGUCUUCCCACAAUAGACCAUGAUGUGUUUUGUUUCAAAGCUGUUCCAUGGUUCAGUUUUCUCACUCAGGCUUCUAGCCUACUCAACUUCAUGGAGCCUUCACAUAACCUAAUAACACCUUUGCCUCCUCUUCACAGUUCCCUUGCCUCUAUCCAUGUUUGUUAUUUUUCCUUGGGCUGGUUAGGAACCUUAAGGAAACCCAUAAAGAAACUUCUACUUUUGAACCAUAUUGGAAGGGUUUUAGGAGCCCAAACUAAUGCUAGAUAUAAAGGCAUAAUGCAGUCUCCCCCGUGGUGUGGAAUGCUUCUGGAUAAAAGACUUCAAAAUAUCAUGCCUCCACAGUUACACAUGCAGACAUGUGUGUUAAAGUGUGAUUAGGCACAUGUCCUGGCUUACUGUCGGGGAAGAGCUGUAGCUCAUUGGGAAAUCCACGUUCAGUCCCUUGCAUCUCCUGGUAGGGCUGUGAAAGGCCUCUGAGAGCCAUUGUUAGUCAAUGUAGACAACACCAAGCAGUCAGUUCUGAGCCAGCUGGAUAACUCAUCUAACCCAGUACAAGGCAGCCUGUCAGGCACGCUUUGACUUUAAUUUCAUAACACACAUGAAAAGCAUGAAUGUUGGUUAAAACCCAGCAUACACAUUUGUCACACUGAGUAUUAAAGACACACACCCUUCUAUUCACAUUGAAGCUGUUCAUUCUUGGAAGCAAAACUUAGUUUCUCUUAGAAGAUUAUGAACUAAUUUCUGGCAUGAAUUCAACCUUGGGUACCUGUUGUUGCAAUAGCAUCAUCUUUUAUUAGGCUGCCAAGUGUAUACGCAACAUUUCAUACUGAAAGUACAAAGGCUUUAUGUGGACACCAUAAUCUGGUGCAUAAACCUUUAUUAUUUUGUGACAAUCGCAUAUAUUUUUAGACCUUCGAAGGAAAGCUUACUUUGACUUCCUUAUUUGCAGAACAACUCAAUAUGGCAAGGGCAAGUCAGGAUUAAAAAAACACAGUGGGGCCCUGUUUCUGAUCUACUCUUAGGCAGCAAAAUUUCUGUUCAUUUAGAUCAGAGGGGGACAAUCCAUGGGCCAUACCAGCCCCCAGCCCCUGCUUUCCAUGUGUCCUCUCAAGACCCCUCCCAACUUAGGAAUUUAAAGAUCUGCAUUUUAAGAAAUUAAAAUGCACAAUACUGCCUAAAAGCACAGCUAGGUCACACACACACACCCCCUGCAAAACAUGGAUCCAAGCUGGUUUAAGGGAAAAUUCAUCAGAAUACAAUAGUUCUCAAUAAACAACAGGGUAGAUAUUGCUAUGUCCACCACUACUCAAACCAGCAGUGGAGAAUGUUCUGGAUGCAAAGUAAAUGGGAGUGUGUACACAGCCACAGAAUAUACACUACUACUGUGGCUUCUAAAAUGUAAUUAUAUUUUUUUUUUAAAAAAAAAUUAAUUAAGCUACACAUUUCACCCCUGGGAUAUUUCAUCAAAACAUUCACAUGCAUGCUUGGUAAUUACUUCUAUCCUGUCUAUAAAUUAUGAAGUUGUCGCUAUUGGCUCAUUCAUUAUUUCAGUCAGAAUGCCUCCAGAGGCAUUUGCGUAUUAAUUUGAAUUUCUAACCAGCCCCGUUUGUAGGCUUAGAGUAAAAAAAACAAAAACAAACCCUCCAACAUCCAAUAGCUAACAAUAUCAAAUAUGCUAAAAAUGGAGAUUAAAAAUAUACAACCUAAAAUUUUCCCAUGCCAAUCCCCAGUAACGGAAAGCAUGGUUAGUGAAGUCUUAAAUAGUUUGUGGGAAAUUCAUGUGUUCAUACUUUAGCAAAUCAGAGAGAGUGAAUUCCCAAGACCAGAGAUCGUCUGCUGAGCAAGCCCUUGUCAGACUUGUGUGAUGGAGACCAAGGAGCUGCUUAAAGGGCUGCUUUCAGCAGUAGUGGGAAAGGAAUGAAUUAUGGGUAAGGACUGUUAGAAGACUGGUAAUGCCCAGCGCCUUGGGUUAGGAUCACGGGGAGCUGCCUGAUGCCAAGUCAGACCAUUGGUCUCUUUAGUCCACAUUGACCGAGAGUGGAUCAUGAAGUUUUCUCUCCUUGCCCUACGUUGAGAUGCUGAGGAUUGAGCCAAAGACCUUUUGCAUUAAAAACAUGCGCUCUGUGACUGAGCCUCAGCCCAUCCUAAAGUAUGAGAUUAUGUUUGAGAGGCACACAAAGCCUCUGAUGCUUCUGGUAAUUCCCUUGACACGAUUAGGCAGUUUUCUUUAUACCAGAUGUAAACUUCAAGCAGCACAGAACUCAUUGGAACAGACUCUCUUUAGGGAGGGUGGUGGAUGGUUGCUAGAUCCCAGAUCAGUAGGGAGGGUUACUGCUGUCUUUCAAGACUAGGCAAAAGGCAUACUUGGCCAUUGCCCGUAAUGGUUACAUUAUUAAAGCAGGAGCAGUUUAAGUAAAACCACAAUGAUCAUGCAUAUAAAGUAUAUCGUGUCUGUUUUGCCACUUAGCAGUCAGCCAAAAAGGUCCUCUGACAUGUCCCAAAAUGCUCCUUUCUUCAUUGGUCAGUUGCUCCAGCCCUUUGACCAUUUUGGUUGCCCCUUUUCUGACCCUUUUCCAUAUCUGCAGCGAUCUUUUUAAAUGUGACCAAAAAAUGUACACAGUAUUCCAAGUGUGGCUGCACCAUAAAUCUGCAUGAAUACAUGGGAAUAAUACACUAAUAAAAAUAAAACAAACCAGAACAAAGGUGGCAUUGGAAGGUCUCUUUUCAAAUCACGGGAAGCCUAAAGUUUGUUAUCUUAGAAUCAUAGAGUUGGAAGGUACCCCAAGGGUCAUCUAGUCCAACCCUCUGCAAUGCAGGAAUCUUUAGCUCCAAUGAACCAGUUGGCAAGUCUAUUAGGAGGAUACUCCCUCUCUAAAGGAAGCUAGUAGACUUUGGUGUUUAUAACAGCAUUGAAGUAGUCUUGGAUAUAAAACAGCUUUUCCUAAUCCUCCACAUAUUUUAGACUACAGCUCCCACCAUCACUGACCAUUGGGCAUACUACCAUUGGAAGGUAGUAGGUUGGGGAAGGCUAAUACAAAGAAUGGUUCUGGUGCUCAUAGCACUUGUGUGGCUUCCAUGCCAGUUUCCCUUGAGCAUUGUUGUCAGUCAUGUUGUGGAAUGAUGACAGGCCUGCAUUUUGCUAAAAAGAUGCAUAUCUGCCCAAAUGGCCUACCUGGAGGCACAUAUGUUGAUAAUUAAGGAAACGGGGGUUCUUUUAAAUUACUUUAGACAUGCCAGCCUUCAUUUUAUGAGGCUUUCUAUUCAUGAGUUCACAGUACAAGGACUUCAUAACCCAAGCUUUUGUUUCUCAAGUUGCAUAUGCUCACGUUGGACAGAGAGGAAUCUGCUUUUAUUCAGAGUUCAGUUUUCAGGGGAAGUGGGUCUGCGUGGCAAGCAAAGGUUAGGUUCCAUCCAACUUUCUCUUUUGUGUGCAUGUGUGUGUAUAGAUCUGUAUAGAUUUAAUAUAAGUUAAGAAAGCUGAUUAUGCAAUCAGGGUUUUUCCUUUCAGAAAGUGAACAAUAUUAAUGGUAAGGCUGAGAACAUUAGCUUCAGUUUUACAACUGUGCCAGAACUUAGAGCAAAUAAAACAAUAGCCACAUACACAUGCUUUCCAUCUGUUACGCUGUCAUUGCCAUUUAUGUAGUCACAGUGAUAGCAGAUGAAAUAGGCUGUCAUCCAGAGCUCCAUUGGGCUCUGAUGCUCCCAGAGAGCUUUGCAUUUAGCAGGGAAUGCGCAGCAUCCUCAGAGUUAGGAAGCAGGGCUCAUUUCAUCCUGUUCUGCUGAAAGACCAGCUCCAUCAGGCCUCCCUCUCCCUCAAGAGUCCCCUGACAGCAGCUAUUCCAUCAGGCUGCCUCAGUAAGAAGGAUGCAGUUUGCAAGAGAUAUUAAAAAGUAUCUGUAAAGUUAAAAGCAAAUAAUUACAGCAUUUAUUUAAAAAACCCAAUAAAAAUCAACGAUAAACUAAUAAUGAUGAUGAUGAUUGAUGUUUGAGAUUGUAAGCAUCCAGGCAGGGUCUUAUUUUUAUUGAUUGUAUGUAAGAUUGCAUGGGAGCCUUUUUGGCUGAAGAGCUCUAAAUAAAUAAACAUAUUCCUGCCAGUAUUGGGCUAUGCCUCCUUAUACCGUGGCAUAGAACAGGCGUGUCCAACUCCCAAGAGACUGCGAUCUACUCCCAGUAUAAAAAAAAACCUGGCAGUGAUCUACCCAUUGUCAUUGGAGGGAGGAGGAGCGUUUUUGACCUUUGGGGGGGGGGGGGAUUGCACAGAGUUUGUAAGCUUUUCCCCCGUAACUUUUUGUACACAAUAAGGAUUCCGCAAUCUAUCAGGAUCAGCUGGGGAUCUACUGGUAGAUCGCAAUCUACUGGUUGGACAUCCCUGGCAUAGAAGAUUCCCCAGCAAAGCAUUAAAGUGACUGAUCCAACUCCUGCUUGAGCAAAGCUUCAUGAUUAUUACAUUGGAAGUUUUCGUGUUCUCCUGGAGUUGCUGGGUUGAUAAAACAGUGAGAGUUUAAAGGGAAAAAUUGGUUUAUAAUAUGUAAAAAUUUAAUGUUAUAAUAUAUCAAGAUUAAAGAUUAGGAUUAAAAAGGAGGGAAAGGAAUUGUUGGAUUAACAAAUCGAAUUGGAAUACAAAAGAGGGAGGUAUGAGGAGGUCCGGGAAACAAGUAAAUGUAUAACAAGUGAUGAAAAGAUGGAAUUGUUUUUAAUUGUUUUUUCUUUUUUGUACUUUGUAUUUUUUCUUUUUAUUGUUAAUUUUUUUUAUUAAUGUGAUUUUUCUUUUUUUGAAACUUUAAUAAAUACUAUUUUAAAAAAAUAAAAUAAAACAGUGAGAGUUUAGUAAACAUUUGUUUAAAAUACACAGCCUGGAAGAAUCCGGUUUAGCAUCUUGAUUAAGUAUCAAGGUACGAUAGGAAUAAAUAUUGUCACUUUUCAAAGUAUUUUUAAUUCCACUCUUCUACCAACUUUCAAAGCAGUUUACAGAUCAAUAAUAAUAACUACAACAAAAAGCAAUCCCUCAGGCAUGCAAUAUGAUGGACAUCACGCGAAAGAAAAGCAGAGAAAAGGGAAAAAAGCAAUCUCCAGCGCCUAUCAGAGUUACAGUUCUUUGAAUGACCAGCUGGGAUGGAAACAAUUCAGCUAGCCUGAUUGAAUGGCUUCUGCUCUGUGGGCAGUAGAAAGCAUUAUACAGUUUCGAAGCACAUCUUGACUUUCACAGGUACAAACCAAGUAAAUGGUGCCGUUUCCUGCCCACCUGCUUCAGUGUGUACCAUCCUCCUCUACCCCACCCCCCCACCCCAACCCCCCGCAUUCAGAUUAUAUGCCUAUGUGAAGGACUGUGCACACACAAAGGAUUACGGGCAAAGUUUCUCUGCAUUCAAGGUAAACACUCCUGUCAACUUGCAUCCUUCAAUGGCAAGUAGCUCUGUUCUUUCUCUGGUCAUGUUUAAAAAGGCAGCUUCCCAUUGGAGAUCCUGAGAGAUACAAAGGAAGGGGCUGAUGGCAUUGGGUUGGCAUCUGUCUGUGGCAGGAGUGUGGAACUUGUGGCUUUCCAGAUGGGUGUUGGACUUCAACACCCAUCAGCCUUGACUAUUGGCCAUGCUGGUUGGAGCUGAUGGGAGAUGCAGUUCAGCAACAUUUGGAGGGCCAAAGGUUCCCUACCCCUGGCGUAAGGCAUUCCUGAAAAUGAGCCUAUUGUUAUUUCAUAGAAUUGUAGUGUUGGAAGGGACCAUGAGGGUCAUCUAGUCCAACAGCCUAGAAUGCAGGAAUCUUUCACCCAACAUGGGGCUCAAAUUCCACAAUCCUGAGUUUUAGUCUCAUACAGGGCUUAAUGUGGGGGGCAGGGUGGUCAGAGUCUGGGGCACAUAAUUUUGAGUGGCACAAAUGAGGCGCCCCCAUGCAGGAAUCCUCGUACUGCCCUGCAUACCGCUACUCUAGCCCAAGUUAAGCAAACUUAAGCCCCAUUGUAAUAAAUGUGUUACAACUCUUUAUCUCAGCUUGGUUUGGGAUGUAAUUUUACAUCCAGUUGUACAUGAUUGAUUUGCGUGCAGGCCUAAAGCCAUUUGUUAAAAAGCUUGUGCAGUCUGGUUGGCAGAAACAAACAUCACUUUGUUAGUGUUUGCAUCACUUCUUUAACUAAAGUUCCUUGUGCACAGAAACCAACAAAGUCUAGCUUAACAUCUGCAUCCAUUUGGGAGCAAUAUUAUGGUACUGUUUCUACAAACAGUUGUGCCAUUGAAAUUAAUGUAAAACAAGCUUCCACCAUUGUUGAAUAAAUAUUGUAAACCUCUCCUUAUGUUAAAUAAACGUAAGCCUCUACUUAUGAUAGAUUAAUCUAAGUUUAUAUUGGAUUGGUGGAACCGGCAUAACUAGCACAAUCAUCGAAAAGUCCUGGCUAAGAGAUGGGUCUGAGGCAAUGAAUAAUCUAAUUAAAUACAAUUGCCCAAAAUUUAUACAGUAUUACAGAUACAGCACAAAUCACCCACCUCUUAACAGCCCUUAAAGCCUGCAAAACUGUAGGAUUUGUUACUAGAUCAUUGGUUAGCGUGUGCUUGUUCUUUAUAAAUAGUGUCUAAUUAGCUGUGAUAAUGAAUUCAGUCCAUUCAGCAAAAUACUUCCGUUUCGGCUUGCAGAUUUAAAUUUAAACUCCCCCCACCUAACAUAUAUCCAGUGCUUUAGGGAGCCGCUAUAAAUUGUCCAUUAAGAUUUUAGCAACCAGGCAACAUGUUUCUUGUCUUCUGUUGAAUACCAAAAGCAACCUUUGUCAGUAAGACGCGUAAUUCAGUUUCAUAAUCAACUUGUGUACAACUGCAGAGCAUUUGCUUUAAGGAUACUGAUGCUGGCAAAACUUGCAACUUCUGCCCAUGUGGUAAGGCUAGAAUUUGUGGGGGUGCAUAAUAUUAGAAUGAACACACACCCUGAUGGGGCAGGCAUUGGUAGCUGGCACAUAACCAUUUCAUCAACAUCAAAGCAUUUGUGGAAGUCACUGACAUUGCAGGGAGCAACCACUGCACAAUUGCAAUCACACCGCUCCAGAGAGCGGUGCAUCCAUCAGGGAGCAAUAUUAUGGUACUGUUUCUACAAACAGUUGUGCCAUUGAAAUUAAUGUAAAACAAGCUUCCACCAUUGUUGAAUAAAUAUUGUAAACCUCUCCUUAUGUUAAAUAAACGUAAGCCUCUACUUAUGAUAGAUUAAUCUAAGUUUAUAUUGCGUGAUAGUCGCUUUCUAUACAAGUUUUCAUUUAGGCACCCUUUGAGUAAGUACAUGCAUUGGGGAAAAAUAAUAAAGCAUGCUUUGGAAUAAUUAGGGUGUCAACUUGGAAAUAACAAAAAAAAAUAAAUGCUAGUGGCCUUGUAUUUCUAGAUCCACAAGUAUGAAUGAAUGAAUGAAUUUAUUAAUACGGUCACAGACCAGCGCCAACACACACAACAUCAGAGAUCCACAAGUAGUUGUUUAAUUUCUUCAGGAGCAUGAGCAUUUGUUUAAAAAAAGAAGAGAGAGGAAACAUGAAAUGGUUAAUGCAUAAGUAGUGUCAAAAUGUGAGAGAGACAUAAGCCUUCAUGGCAUUAUGUAGUUCUUAAUAUUUUGUAUGUUUUCUCACUAAUAGAAAGACUUCUGCAGCUUAAAAAUACCUUGUUUUCUGAGCCAAAUGGGUGUUUACUGAUUUGGCUUUGCAGUACCACUUAGUAAUUGUCAUGCUGAAUCUAUUUUGUAUUCAUGUGGGUGACAUAUGUUGUUGUUGCCGUUUAAUAGAAAUUCCACAAUUACCCUAAACUCUGAUUGUAUUUCAGAACAUUUCAUAUAUUAUAGAUACCAUUUCUAGACUGCUAUAGUGAUAACAAGUGUGUAGAUUUAUCUAAAAGGUAUUACUAUCCUCGUAAUGCAAUCCUGUACAUACUGGAAGUUAGUUCCAGCCUCAGAACCCAGUACAGUGGUACCUUGGGUUAAGAACUUAAUUCGUUCCGGAGGUCCGUUCAUAACCUGAAACUGUUCUUAACCUGAAGCACCACUUUAGCUAAUGGGGCCUCCUGCUGCCGCCGCGCCACCGCCGCAUGAUUUCUGUUCUCAUCCUGAAGCAAAGUUCUUAACCCAAGGUACGACUUCUGGGUUAGCGGAGUCUGUAACCUGAAGCGUCUGUAACCUGAAGCAUCUGUAACCUGAGGUACCACUGUACUGUAUUCUCACUGAUACAUGUGAACAGCUCUGAGAGUGCGCCUCUCUCUCUCUCUCUCUCUCUCUCUCGUUGAAUAGUGAGGUAAAAUGCCAGUAAGUAAGUAAGAAUGAAUGAAUGAAUGCUGGUUUGCAACGUCGAUUGGUAAACACAGACGCCAGUAGGGAUGGAUAAAUUUUUGGCCAGACCUGGAUUGUGGUGCACAACACAGAAUCUCCACCUGACAUCUCUCAGAUCACCAAUUUAAAGCUUUACUCCUGUGCAUUGAACCAAGCGGAGCUUACUUCCAAGUAAACAAACAUAGGCCUGUGCUUCAUGAUACUCCCUGCACUCCACGUCCUGACUUUGUAGCAUAUAUGCAUUUUACAUUUUUCUCCUUUGUCUAAAAUGUGUCUUUUUCUCUCUCUUCUCUCAUUCUCUCAUUCAGGUAUCAAAUCCAUACUGGUCUUCAGCAUUCAGUCAUAAGGCCCACUCAGCCUAACUGUUUACCGCUGGAUAAUGUGACACUACCUCAGAAGCUGAAGGAAGCUGGCUACUCUACCCACAUGGUUGGCAAAUGGCACUUGGGCUUCUACCGCAAGGAAUGCAUGCCAACACAGCGAGGGUUUGAUACCUUUUUUGGCUCUCUCUUGGGCAGCGGCGAUUAUUACACUCAUUACAAAUGCGACAGUCCUCGGAUGUGCGGCUACGACUUGUAUGAGAAUGACAAUGCUGCAUGGGAUCAUGACAAUGGCAUGUACUCAACGCAGAUGUACACACAAAGAGUGCAACAAAUCUUAGCCUCCCAUAACCCCAGGAAACCCCUAUUUUUGUACAUUGCAUACCAAGCUGUCCAUUCUCCACUUCAGGCACCAGGCAAGUAUUACGAGCGUUACCGAUCGAUAAAUAAUAUAAACCGACGUAGGUAUGCUGCUAUGCUGGCAUGCUUGGAUGAAGCUAUCAACAAUGUGACUCUUGCAUUAAAGAGGUAUGGUUAUUAUAACAAUAGCAUUAUCAUUUACUCAUCUGACAAUGGAGGGCAGCCCACAGCCGGUGGAAAUAACUGGCCUCUCAGAGGAAGCAAGGGGACAUACUGGGAAGGAGGGAUCCGAGCAGUUGGCUUUGUUCAUAGCCCUCUGCUUAAAAACAAGGGGUGUGUAUGCAAGGAGCUCAUCCACAUAACAGACUGGUUCCCUACUCUGAUCAUGUUAGCCGAAGGGCAGAUUGAUGAGGACACUGAACUGGAUGGCUAUGACGUGUGGGAGACCAUAAGUGAAGGCCGGCGGUCUCCAAGGAUGGAUAUUUUGCACAACAUUGAUCCUAUCUACACCAAAGCCAAAAAUGGUUCCUGGGCAGCUGGCUUUGGACUAUGGAACACAGCGAUUCAGUCAGCAAUCCGUGUGAACCACUGGAAACUAUUGACGGGGAACCCAGGAUACAGCGACUGGGUCCCUCCGCAGUCAUUCAGUAAUGCUGGCCCCAGUCGCUGGCACAACGAACGAGUUUCAUGGACCGCUGGGAAAACCGUGUGGCUGUUCAACAUCACGGCUGACCCAUAUGAGCGAGUGGACCUUUCCAGUAAGUACCCAGAGGUGGUAAAGCAGCUGUUGCGUAGGCUUUCGCAGUUCAACAAGACUGCUGUCCCCGUCCGAUACCCACCUAAGGACCCCAGGAGUAACCCCAAUUUUAAUGGAGGCGCUUGGGGCCCAUGGUUCAAGGAGAAUGAGAAGAAGAAGAAACCCAGCAAAAACAAAGCAGACACUAAGCAAAAUAAAAAUAAAAACAAGAAGAAACCUGACAGAAGAAAAGGACAUUCCCUAAGGUGCUUUGCAGGUGGAUAGUUUCAGUGGUUCCCUAAGGUGCUUUGCAAUGGUUUCUUAUGCUGCAAUCCUAAGGAUACAUACUGAGAAAGACUACCAAAUGUAGUGGUAGCUAAACUUCCAGGUAACUGUUUAGGCUCAAGAGUCCAUUGCUAAACCAGAGCAAAACAGUCCCCAAAAUUUAUAAUUUGCAGACAUACCAACACAGUAGAAGUGCCAUUUUUCUUUGGUCUUGUAUUGUAGCAACAGAUACAUAUGUCAGAUGCAGUUGCCCUCACUACCUUAUCUUCCAUACAAUGGAGGGUUACUCACACAUUAUUGCUCACACCAUAGGGGAAAGGCUGCAGCUCAGUGAUAGAGCAAAAGUGUUGCAUGCAGAAGAUCCUCUGUUCCACCCCCAGCCACUCCAGGUAGGGCUGGGAGACUCUCCUGUCUUAAAGCCAUGGAGAUCUGCUGCCACUCAGUGCUGAAAAUUCUGAGCUAGGUGGACCAAAGGUCUGACUUGGUAUAAUGCAACUCCCUGUGGUCUUAUGCUGUCUCUGUACCCUACUUUUGUAGAACACAUGGUGAUAUGUGUUCAAAUGCACCUGUUUAUUUUAAUAACCAUGUAAAAAGCUAUAUUGGUAAAAUAUUCUCCAUUGCUGGGAGAAAAUAAAGACCAAAAAAGGGAUAAAACAUUAAAAUGAGUUGCCCCCUUAUGUUAUCUUGAUGAAGCACAGCCAGCCAUUAAGCUACCAGAAAUAGCCUGAAUAACUUGUGAAAAAGCUGCUUCUAAUUAAAUUUUGCCUAGCUUUCAACUGGAAAGGAUUUUUUCCUUCCCAGAAUGUGCCAGGCUACAAUUCCUUCCAAUAAAAACAAGCUAUGCACACACAUACAAAACUGCUAAUACAUGGUUAUAAUUACAGAAAUAUGUAGAGUUACAGAUUGAAACUCUUUGCUGGAUUAUGUGCGCACAAUCCCAUACAAUAUAUACACAGAAUUGUGCACAGAAUUGCAGCCUUAUAAAGGUAUUCACCAGGUGUUACUGCUGAGCACCAGCAGUGCUUGGUAGAUUGCAUACCAACUGUCUGAAUCCAAAAGGCUGUGUGCACUUCGGCACAUAUGAAGUUUCAGAUAAGUAGGCUUUCUCUAUUCACUUUAAUAAAUGAUUUGAGUGCAUUAAGGUGGCCAGCCUUCAACCAUGAAGCAUAUAUAAAAAGAAAGUCUUACUGACUUAGCAAGAGGUUGCUUAUAUGUAUGGAUUGUAGCCAGUGGCAGAAAGAGCCAGGCAUGCAGCCCAGUCCCAUUGUUGAUUGGAGAAGGCAAAGAUCCAUGAACACAAGCCGUUCUGCAGCUGAUAAUGAGAAGAAGCUCAUUCAGGAUGUCCAACUGAUGAAUGGAUGGGCAUAGUCUAAAUAUGGUUCACAGCUUCCUCUGUUGAAGAGAGAGAGGUCAGAAAAUAGUUUUCGGCAAAUGCCUUACCCCAGAGGUUUUCAACCUUUUUGAGUCCACGGUUCCCUUGGUCAACUACAUUCUUUCUGCGGCACCCCUGUGGGGCUCAGGAGGCCAGUUAUGUCACCCUUUUUUUGAACACCCUCCCUUGUGGAGUAUUCCCUGAGACUCCUUUGUUCUCCCCUCUCCUUGGGAGUCCUCUGGGCAGCCGCAGCCACCCACCCCAAAUAGAGUUGCCUACUCACACUGCCUCACAGGGGCCUAGCCAGCCAGAGGCACCAUUUGCCUGGGUAGCUUGUAACCAAGGCUGCUGCAAUAAACAGCUGUGUUAGCCUUUGGGAAGCAGAGAUGCAAGAGGGCAUCAGAGCCCAGGGUGCCAUGGCACACUGCUUGAAAACCAUUGCCUUAGCCACACUAUGCAAACCCUAACACCUGUGGUGGAAAAGGAUUUUCACUUUCCAUUGCCAGACUUCAGAACUUCCCAUUCCGGGUGCUGAUGUAAGGCCAGCUCCCACUGUUCCAAACAGAGGAAACCUGUGACCCUCUUGAUGAUGUUGGACUGCAGUUCCCAUCAUCCCUGAACUUCAUUGGCCAUGCUGGCUGGGCCUAAUGGAAGUGGGUCUGCCACAAUAUCUGGAAGGCUGUAGGUUCCCCACCCCUUCACUAUUCACUCAUCCAUGGGUAGUCUCACCCUGAAACAACAGUCUGUAGUAGGUCCUGUUUGUGAAGGAAGCUAAGCAAGGGAAGAAGAGGCCUGAGACAAGGGGAGAACAGUAACAACUGUGACAGGUUGGUAACUUGGCAGCAUUAGCGAGGUGAACAAGUGGAAUACUUCAGCUUGUAAUACAUACAUAAUUUAUUUUGAGGUACAGCACACCAAUGACUUUUUGCUCCCAUAGUUUUCCUGCGGGUCAUUUGUUAGUCCACUGUUAUUCCUAGGAGAAUGUUGUUUCAUGUAGCAAUAUCUGCAAGUACUGUAAAAUCAGAAAUAACUGUAAGAGGGGGAGUUAUCUGGGUGCAUUCUUGCAUUCUGCGUUUUGUCUGCAAGCAUGUUAAAGUGGUUAUCUGGCUGUGUAGUCACACACUUUUCUUUAUGGAAGCAAAACUCUUGGAUGUUUAAAGAAGAGGGAGGAAGGGGGAAUGGAAAAAGGGUAAACUCUAAACAUUUUAUUUAUGUAUCUAUUAAAAAUAGUUUAUUUUUAUGGUGAUGAUCAGAA
Molecule: messenger RNA, 32503 nt
Organism: Podarcis lilfordi (Lilford's wall lizard)
Lineage: Eukaryota; Metazoa; Chordata; Lepidosauria; Squamata; Lacertidae
Source: the annotation of a GenBank genome assembly